AUGGCCAGUCUGCAGAUCUGCGUCCCCAGAGUGAGCCCAUCCCCACACCAGGGCCAGCACCACAUGCGCCAGGACGAAGAGACGUCCAAUACCAGUGAGUCUCCGGAGUCUGUGUCGCUGGCUGAUGCCUCAGCAGAGAAGGCCACACAAGGCUCUGACACUGACCUAGAGGUUGAAGAUCCUGAGAAGGCCUUUGUGGGCAUUACGGGCACAGAGCUGUACUUGGAAGCAUGCAGGCUGAUGGAGGUGGUACCUGUCUCACACUUUAUUCAGAACUUGGCCAAGCCUUAUAUAAACCUGAACCACCAUGGUCUAGGACCCAAAGGUGUCAAAGCCAUUGCUAUUGCUCUGGUGUCCAACGCAACCGUCACCCAUCUAGAGUUGGAAGACAACUGCAUUCUGGCAGAAGGAGCCAUAUGCAUAGCAGAGAUGCUACGAGAGAAUUCCUCCCUUCAAGAACUGAACAUCUCCAAUAACCACCUAGACACAGCAGGAGCUGAAGCCAUUGCCAGUUUGCUUUUGGAUAACAUGUCCUGCCUCCAUACUCUUCAGCUCUCAGGAAACAACUUUGGAGAGCAGACUGCACCAUACUUUGCUGAGGCAUUAAUGGGCAAUUACCAAGUGAAGGAGCUGGAUCUCAGCCACAAUGAGUUCUAUGAGAAGGGAGGACAGCUCCUGGGACAGAUGCUCGCCAGCAACUCAACACUGGAGAUUCUGGACCUGAGCUGGAACCACCUGAGGAGGCAGGGGACAGUAGCACUGGGCACAGGUCUCAGGAGCAAUAGUGCACUGAAAAUACUCAACCUUUCUUGGAAUGGCGUUGGCAACGAGGGAGCGCUGGCCCUAGGAGAAGCUCUCAAAGUCAAUAACGUGCUGGUUCACCUGGACAUCAGCAACAACCAGAUCAACAACAAGGGAGCCAAGAAGCUCUGCAGGGGCCUUGAAGUCAAUGGAAAACUCAAAAUCUUGAAGAUGGCCAAUAAUCCCCUUACCACAGAAGGUGCCACUGCGCUAGUCACAUCUGUCAGAAAGAACCCCAAAUCCGUGAUGGAGGAGAUCAACAUCUCGAAUGUGUUGGUGAACGAAACUUUCAUCAAGUUGCUGGAUUUGGUGUGUCAAACGCAUCCUGAACUAGAUGUCAUCUAUGGUGAGGUCGAAGGCUGUAUUGCCAAGAUCCCCAAGCAGCAUCCAAAUCCCAUGAAAGUGAUUCAGAACUACUUGAAAGAGCACAACCUACAACUCUGGGACUUUUUUAGGAAUAUUGACAAGGAUGGAAACAUGAAGAUCCCUGUGGCAGCCUUCCAGAGAGCCAUGAUGCAGCAAUCAAGCAUCCCACUGGAUCGAGUCCAAAUUGGGGAACUAGUGCGCAAGUUAGACCGGAAUCGGACAGGGGUCGUGGACUAUAGUCACUUAGAGGAGCAGAAGCUGGCACAGAAGCCUGUGGAAGGGGAAAUCGAGGAAGAAAAGAAGGAAGAGACAUCAAAAUGA
This is a messenger RNA of Aptenodytes forsteri (emperor penguin), 1488 nucleotides long. It is a transcript of the gene LRRC74A, whose product is annotated as leucine rich repeat containing 74A. The transcript has 14 exons. The record is from RefSeq and is a predicted model, not a curated record. Gene Ontology annotation, molecular function: protein binding; calcium ion binding. Bases 1 to 1488 code for a protein of 495 amino acids. NCBI's taxonomy places the organism in Eukaryota, Metazoa, Chordata, Aves, Sphenisciformes, Spheniscidae.